CCAUUGUUCUUCCUGUGGGUUCUGAAAGUCUCUUUUUUCUCCAAAAGUCAGAAACUUACAGCUCUGACUACAAUACCCAAACAACUUCUCCCAAUAAAUUAGUAGUAUUACAGAUUCAGAUAAAGAGGAGUCUCCCUCUUCCUUUAAUUCAAAAGCUCUCAAAUUUUUUUAUUUGCUUGUACUUUUUUGUCUUUACUCUCUAUCCCUCUCUCUUUUUCCCUACUCUCUUCCCUUUCGUCCCUUUCCUUCCUUCCUCUUGAAUUCAAAUCUAGGGUUUCUCUUUUCUUUCUUUGUGUUCAAGCACACUUCACAGUUUAAGAACAUUCUUGUUAAGCUCUGGUUUGAGUGUGACUUUAAAGCUUCAGCCUUUUCUGCAUUCCUUCGACUAGUAGGCUCUGCUAUGAUAGUGAAAAGAUUCAGGCUUUAGCAUUAGUUCCUUAUUUUCUUUUUCAUUUUCUCUUGUGGGUACAAUCUUAAAUUUUUUUUGGUUAAUUCUUCUUCUAUUUUUUUCCCCCUUCAUAUUUACAAGAAAAACCCUGUUAAACCCUUGUUAGGUUUUUUUUUUUCUUAUUAUUUUUGUACUUUUGAUUCAGUUUUAGUGGGUCAGUCGUAGAUUUGGGGUUGAGGUGAGUAUUUACAGAGUAAAUGCAUGGAUGGAAGGGAAAGCAUAGCACUAUCAGGAUCUUCUUCUUACUAUCUCCAUAGAGGGUUUAGUGGGUCUGCUUCAACACACAAUGGUUUACAUGCCCCACCUAGUUUCAGCUCUCCAACAAACCCUAACCUUUCAGUUCAGUCCAACGUAAGGGAUAGUAGCCCUGUAGGGCCAACAUUCCCAGUAGAAAACACAUCCCCUAGUUUUCCUCAUGGCCUUAACAUGGGUAUGCCAAUGGGGCAGCCAGCCAAGAAAAAAAGAGGGAGGCCUAGAAAGUAUGGUCCAGAUGGGACCAACAUGUCUCUAGGACUCUCUCCAAUGUCUGCGCCGGGGUCUAUGACGCCGACCCCAAAACGGGCUAGAGGCCGGCCGCCUGGCAGUGGGAGGAAGCAACAAUUAGCAUCUCUUGGUGAAUGGAUGAACAGUUCGGCAGGACUCGCUUUUACACCUCAUGUCAUCAACAUCACAGAAGGGGAGGACAUUGCCUCAAGAAUAAUGUCAUUUUCGGAGCAGAGACCAAGGGCUCUAUGCAUCUUGUCAGCCAAUGGUGCAGUUUCUUCAGCCACGCUACGCCAGCCUACAUCCUCUAGCAGCACUGUAAUGUACAAGGGUCAAUUCCAGAUAUUAUGCUUGUCAGGCUCAUUCUUGGUUGCUGACAAUGGUGGACCUCGCAGUCGAACUGGCAGUUUAAGUGUUUCCCUUUGUAGCUCUGAUGGCUAUGUCGUUGGAGGCGGCGUUGGUGGCAUGCUUAUUGCAGGAGGCCCAGUUCAGGUGGUAGUAUGCAGUUUUGCAUAUGGUGGUUCCAAGUCAAAGAACAAAACAGAUGUCGGUCCCAACGGUGAACAGAGUUCAGUGCUUCAACCUAGUGAAGAAGCCGGUCCACCAGCUAGUCCUCCUCGUAGGCAAAAUCUCACUCCAAUUUCUUCAUCUGAUGUUUGGCCCAAUCUGAGAAACCUGCAGACCGAGAUUGAUCUGACACGUUUAUGGUAGCGGUAGUUGACACAUGGCAAUUUUGUAUAUAUGUGUUGUUGUAAAUGAACCGUGCCAAUCAGAUCGACGAACUCUUGACCUGAGACCUUGUCUUCUCAGGCGUGUAGAUGAUGGUCGCGCAAACAUGAUUGUAACAGCAAGUUUUCUUAGUAGAAAUUUUCGGGUAGUUUUUAAUUUCACUUUGUGAUUUUAGUUGGGGGAACAUAUCUGCAAAUUUGAACCGAGACUUAUGAGCUGAAUGAUGAGGGCUUUGUUGGAAAACAAAUCUUGAUUUUAAUUUGUGAAAAAUUAUUGAGAUUCCAGUUUGA
Camellia sinensis is the source of this 1950-nucleotide messenger RNA. RefSeq names its product AT-hook motif nuclear-localized protein 5. Gene Ontology annotation, molecular function: minor groove of adenine-thymine-rich DNA binding. NCBI's taxonomy places the organism in Eukaryota, Viridiplantae, Streptophyta, Magnoliopsida, Ericales, Theaceae. The record is from RefSeq and is a predicted model, not a curated record.